AUGAAAUUAUUUCUAUCGAUUCUAUUAUGGUGGUGUAUGUUGGUAAAAGGGGAAAUGAAAAUGGAGAAAAGAGAAGGGUUGAUCAAUUCAACUACUGUAUUCCACGAGACUGCUACCCCAUCAUUAUCAUCUCUAAAACUAUUCAACCCUUCCUCUCUCUCCAGCUCAUCUAUCAACCAAGAUCCAAUACCCGUAUCUACCCUCAACUCAAUAACAUCCAAAGUAAAAGUUUCAACCCCAACAGGAGUCGAGAUACCUUCAGCAAGUACGACAUACGGUGAUGGAGCAUUAGGAUCUUUGGUCCCUUCCAUAUCUUCGAUUUCAGGUUUUGCCUCCGCUUCGACGUCACGAUCAGGAUCGAGUGGGGAUACUUCUGAUGGGGAAAGAGUCAGGGUGGGGUUGAUGGGAUUGGCAAUGGGGAUGGCGGGAGUGGGAGUGGGGGGAACUCAUGCCAUUGGCCAAUUUUGA
Tremella mesenterica DSM 1558 is the source of this 468-nucleotide messenger RNA. RefSeq lists its product as uncharacterized. The transcript is spliced from 3 exons. Lineage: Eukaryota; Fungi; Basidiomycota; Tremellomycetes; Tremellales; Tremellaceae. The coding region runs from base 1 to 468 and encodes 155 amino acids. The record is from RefSeq and is a predicted model, not a curated record.